AUGAUCGUCUAUUUCAUUCGACACGGUCAAACAGCAGACAACCUCCGCGGUAUCAUCCAAGGCCAUAUUGAUACCCCUUUGAACAACCAUGGGCGGAAAGAGGCCCGACUGCUGGCUGAUCGUCUGAAAGAUGUCAAAUUCGACGAGGCAUGGUCGUCGAGUCUUUCGCGAGCGCGAGAGACCGCUGAGAUCGUCCUCCAGCACCAUCCUGGAUUACCGCUCCGCACCGAUCCAGGACUGAUGGAGCGGUGUUUGGGCAGUCUGCAAGGUAGCCGAUGGACCAAGGGUCACCCUCUGCCUGAUGAUGUCGAGGCUACCGACGUGUUUCGCAAGCGAAUCACCGACUGGUUCCUCUCUUUCCUGGCCGCCCAACAAACCGAUACUGCGUCGACCCUUGCCUCUGACUCGCCUGGCGGAACUGCGGAACGCAAUAUCCUGGUCGCAUCGCACGGUGCAUACCUCACCGCCUUCCUCUCGAUCCUAAUUCACCUCCCCUUCUGCUUCGCCUAUCCAGACGACCUCGACAUCAAGCAAUCUUGUCACAAUACCAGCAUCAUGAAGGUGCAGCUCUUUCCGCGAUCCGAGAUAUCGAAUAGAGACGGAGACGGGGCAAUGUGGAAGGAGGUGCUUAGCCGGAUGGAGGAGAUUGAGGCGAAAGAGGGGACGAAGAAGGGGCAGAAGGUACAAGGAAGGUCGGAGUGGGUGGGGAUGGUGCAGUCAUGGGCGGAUGUGAAGCAUCUGGAGCAAAAGGGGGAGGAGGUGGAUGUGGGAGUGGCUGAUGAUCUGGGCGAGGCCGCACGAUAG
This is a messenger RNA of Dioszegia hungarica, 804 nucleotides long. Its product is annotated as histidine phosphatase superfamily. Gene Ontology annotation, biological process: fructose 2,6-bisphosphate metabolic process; regulation of pentose-phosphate shunt; negative regulation of glycolytic process. Gene Ontology annotation, cellular component: cytosol. Lineage: Eukaryota; Fungi; Basidiomycota; Tremellomycetes; Tremellales; Bulleribasidiaceae. The record is from RefSeq and is a predicted model, not a curated record. The transcript is spliced from 4 exons. Gene Ontology annotation, molecular function: fructose-2,6-bisphosphate 2-phosphatase activity. Bases 1 to 804 code for a protein of 267 amino acids.